AAACCGAAUCGGAACAAAACCCCUCCCCGUGCAUAUCUUUACUACCUCUCACUCCCUUCCCCCCCUCUCUCUCUCUCUCUCUCUCUCUCUCUCUGUGCAAAUACAUGCAGCAAUCCAUAUAGGUAGAUUCCUCAAAACAAAAGAACAAAUCAACCGAAAGUCGACUUCUUUCUAGGGUUGCCGCACCAUUGAAUCAUAGAUUCUCUUCGGUUGGCGGAAAGCUUCUCUGGAUCCAAAUACAUAAUACGUGUUUUUAUAUGCAUGCGGUGACUCCGUUCAUUGAUUCGAAUCUGAAUCUCAAGAAGUCAAUCGCAAUCGUGUUUUCCUAUUCUCCGCUUUGAAAUUCGCGCUCUUUCUCUGAGCUCAAUUCUUCGUUUUUGUUAAUGGUCGUCGUCUAAGCUUUCAGGAGAAACAGGGCCUCUCGAAAUCCUCACUUAGGGAGAUAUGGUUGCCUUUGGGAAAAAGUUGAAGGAAAGACAAAUUCAAGAAUGGCGAGGAUAUUACAUCAACUACAAACUAAUGAAGAAGAAAGUAAAGCAAUACGCUCAUCAAAUUGAAAUCGGAUCAUUAGACCGUCGGCAUGUUCUCAAGGAUUUUUCAAGAAUGCUGGAUAUCCAGAUUGAAACAAUCGUCCUUUUUCUCUUGGAACAACAAGGGUUACUCGCAAGCAGGAUAGCGAAGCUAGGUGAACAACAGGAUUCUCUUCAAGAGCAACCAGAUAUAUCCAAACUAUCUGAUCUACGGGAAGCUUAUAGAGAAGUGGGGCGAGAUCUUUUAAAGCUUCUGUUUUUUGUUGAGAUGAAUGCAAUUGGUCUCCGUAAGAUACUCAAGAAGUUUGACAAACGAUUUGGCUAUAGAUUCACAGAUUACUAUGUCAGAACUCGUGCUAAUCAUCCUUAUUCCCAGCUGCAACAAGUUUUCAAGCAUGUGGGGUUAGGGGCUGUUGUGGGGGCCAUAUCUCGCAAUCUUGCAGAUCUUCAGGACCGUCAAGGGAGCUACUUAUCCAUUUACGACGAGGCGGCUCUACCUCUACAGGAUUCUGUUAUUGUUUCCAUAAAAGCAGCCGUAGACAGAUUAACCCACUCAACAAACUUCCUUGAUUUUUUGGCACGACAUGCAUUUAUAAUGCAAGACGAGUUACCUACUCCAACUGAGGACUAUGAAGAUGAUCAGAGAUACCAUUUUAUGUCGCUUCUCCUAAACUUGGCAAACACCUUUCUCUAUAUGGUCAACACAUAUAUCAUUGUUCCAACAGCCGAUGACUAUUCACUGAGCCUUGGCGCUGCAGCCACUGUUUGCGGAAUUGUUAUCGGUGCAAUGGCUGUUGCACAGAUCUUUUCUUCAGUAUAUUUCAGUGCUUGGUCAAAUAAAUCAUACUUCAAACCUCUAAUAUUUAGUAGCAUAGUCCUGGUUGUGGGAAAUACCUUGUACGCAUUGGCUUACAAUAUGAAUUCAAUUGCGGUUCUUCUAAUUGGCCGUCUGUUUUGUGGUUUGGGGUCUGCUAGGGCUGUUAACCGGCGUUAUAUUAGUGAUUGUGUGCCACUCAAAAUCCGCAUGCAGGCUUCAGCAGGUUUUGUUAGUGCCAGUGCUCUUGGAAUGGCUUGUGGUCCCGCACUUGGUGGUUUACUUCAAAUUGAUUUUACGAUUCACGGGAUCACAUUUAACCAAAAUACUUUGCCUGGGUGGAUAAUGGCUGUGGCAUGGCUAGUUUAUUUAGUGUGGUUAUGGAUAGCAUUUAAAGAACCUUCACGUGAGACUGAAGAGCAACAUACUCCCCAAGCACCAAAUGAUGAUCAAAUAGAUGACGGUGCUCUUGAAGACGGCCUUGCGCAACCAUUGCUCUUAGGUUCAGAAAAAACCCAAGAAGAUGAGGAUGGUGACCAAGAAUGUGAUGGAAGUGAAGAACCUCCUGAGGAGUCUCGUCAACCAGCCGCAUCUAUAGCGUCAGCAUAUAGAUUACUCACGCCGUCUGUAAAGGUUCAAUUGCUUAUUUACUUCAUGCUCAAAUAUGUAAUGGAGAUUUUACUCUCUGAAUCUAGCGUCAUCACCACAUACUACUUCAGCUGGUCCACAAGCACAGUUGCGGUUUUUCUUGCAUGUCUUGGCCUAACAGUUCUUCCAGUAAACAUUGCUGUUGGAAGCUACUUCAGCAACAUGUUUGAAGACAGACAAAUGUUGUUAGCUUCUGAAAUUUUGGUUUGCGUGGGCAUACUCCUAAGCUUCCAUGUAAUUGGUAAUUAUACUGUGCCACAAUAUGUAUGUUCUGGACUCAUUGUGUUCGUGUCUGCUGAAGUUCUGGAGGGUGUCAAUUUGUCUCUCCUCUCUCGGGUUAUGUCAUCGAGGCUAUCUCGUGGAACCUACAAUGGCGGAUUGCUUUCCACCGAAGCUGGAACUAUUGCGCGAGUGAUUGCAGAUGCAACAAUAACUGUGGCAGGGUUCUUGGGUGAGAGUAGGCUCUUGAACCUCACCCUAAUUCCUUCUCUGUUAAUUUGCAUAUCCUCUAUUAUUUUGACCUGCCGUACCUACAACUCUCUCUACUAGUUCAGUCUCUUCAUUUGGAAAAUGUCUUUAGGUCCCAAAUUGAUGUCCCAAUGGCCAUAACCAGUUGGCUAAUCUAUUUUUGUCCUGGUAAUUUGUCCACCUUCUUGCAAUAGCCUGAUCAAGAUGGUUUCCAGUAAGGAAAGCAUUCUCUGUAAGAUUGAUAUAUUGAUUUGUAAGAGCCCUUUCAAUGCAAUUCACCUUUGUGUAUGUACAAGGAUUAUUUGCUUUCUAUCUGAGUACAAAAGGGGACUGGAGCUUGAAAAGCCUCUUUCAAGAAAGCUUGGAUAACGAUCAAAAUCUGUUAAUGUAUUUUUGUAGUAUGAUAAAUGGACGAAUUGCUGUCAGUUGAUUUCA
Rhododendron vialii is the source of this 2895-nucleotide messenger RNA. Its product is annotated as SPX domain-containing membrane protein At4g22990-like. Gene Ontology annotation, molecular function: transmembrane transporter activity. NCBI's taxonomy places the organism in Eukaryota, Viridiplantae, Streptophyta, Magnoliopsida, Ericales, Ericaceae. The record is from RefSeq and is a predicted model, not a curated record. The transcript is spliced from 11 exons. Bases 445 to 2541 code for a protein of 698 amino acids. Gene Ontology annotation, biological process: transmembrane phosphate ion transport from cytosol to vacuole. Gene Ontology annotation, cellular component: plant-type vacuole membrane.